AAUUAAGAAACCGGCUGCUGUAAACACCAAAAACCAGAGAGAGAGAGAGAGAGAGAGAGGAGAGAGAGAGAGUGCUGCUGAUCAAAUUUUCUGCUCAAUAGAAUUUACACGCAGGAAGCGUCUCUGAAAAGCAUAAGAUUGUUGCUGUUGGCGAAAUCGAAGCUUUCAGAAACCCAGUUGGGUUUGUUUAAUUUUGUAAAUUCGUUUUUAAUUUGGGAAAUUUGGAAGAUUUUGAAUUUUGGGAUUUAGGGUUAUUGAUUUCUGAGGGUGGUUGUGUGAUCGGUGAGAAUUUGAUUGAUUUGGGAUUUUGGGUUGUGUUGAAUGGGUCGUGGUUUGAUUAGUAGUUGUAGAUUUUGAGAGAGGGGGAGAGAUUUGUGGAUGAUUUCUGUGCGGACUAGGGAUGCAAGGGAGGGGGUAGAAUUAGGGUUUGGUGGUCGGAGAGAGAUGGAGGAUACUGAGCUUGAAGAAGGCGAAGCUUGCUCUUCACACAUCAAUGAAUACGAUUCCAACAUCGAUGCUCUCUCUUACAUCGAUGAUAGAAUUCAGGAUGUUUUGGGACACUUCCAGAAAGAAUUUGAAGGUGAGGUAUCUGCGGAGAAUUUGGGGGCAAAGUGGGGUGGGUAUGGCUCUUUUUUACCGUCCUAUCAGCGGUCUCCAGUGUGGUCUCAUCCGAAGACUCCACAAAAAGUUCACAACUACAGCUUACUCAAAUCUCCCAACAAUUUGAAACUUGAGUCUGGUCAACGUAACAAUGCAGUUUGUUAUAAUACACCUCAGUCAGUGGGAGUAGGACCUGCUUCUACUGGUUCCACUUCGCUUGUUGUACCAAAGGCACCCUCAUUAGUUCAACCUGACCAGUACGCUCCUCGGCAUGAAUCUGCAAACAAGAAAGCUAUCAAUUCAUCAGACCAGAAAACAUUGAAGGUGCGAAUUAAAGUGGGAUCAGAUAACUUGUCGACACGAAAAAAUGCUAUCUACAGUGGGCUUGGCCUUGAUACCACACCGUCUUCCUCACUAGAUGAUAGCCCUUCAGAGAGUGAAGGGAUAUCUCAUGAGCCUCGAGAUGCCCCAUUUGAAUCUCCCACCAGUAUUCUUCAGAUUAUGACAUCCUUUCCGGUGCAUGAGGAUAUGAUGUCACCUCUUCAUGACGACCUCAUUUACUUGAUUGAAAAGGAAAAGCUUCUAAAAGAGGGUACAGCGAGUGGAACUCAUACCAUGGAGGGUGGUGAGAAAGUAUCAAGAGCAAGGAAAACAAAAUCGGUCGAAAGAAAUGAUUUGGCUGGAAAGGUUCAGGAAGAUAGAAAAGUAAAUUUAAGCGAUGACGUUUUGGCUCAUCCAAAGAAAGAGGGCCGUUGCAGAGGAGAGAAAACUUAUGAAUUGGUAAAAGGUGACUUAAAUGUUUCCAAAGGGAGGAAAGCUUUAAAUACUGAAAUCAUGGACCAUUCAAAGCAGAAAAUCAAUCAGAAGGCUGGAUUGCAUGAGGUGGAUGAUACAAGACUAUAUUCUGGGAAGGAGUAUCCGCUACCCGGGGAAAAAAAGAAACCGAAGGAAAGUCAGAGUACCCCAGUUGCUGAGAUGCCAAAAGAAAGCUCAAGGGUUUGUUCUUCUUCAGUGCCCAAGAUGAAGAGCACGCAUGCGAACAGUUCUAAUACUGAUCAAAGUAGGGAUACAUAUAGAGAUCUGUUUGGGGAUAUAGAUGAAAAUAACCAAAUAAAUUUAUUUGAACUUCCCCUUGAAGAGAAGCUUAAGGACACUGAUGCUGUUGCAAAAAGCACACCUGUAGUUAACAGUACAUCAAGGGAGAGACAAAAUGGCAAUAAAUUUGAUAAACCAUCAUCAAUUGCAGACUCACAUCCUAUGAUGGCUUCAAAUAUACUCCCACGUUCUGGAAAUGGGCCCGUGUCUGCUGUGCCUCCUGCUACAGGGGCUCCUGCACUGAUAAAAGAUAAUUGGGUGUGUUGUGACAAGUGUCUGAAAUGGCGGCUUCUUCCAUAUGGUACAAACCCGGAGAGCCUACCUGAAAAGUGGCUGUGUAGCAUGCUUAAUUGGCUGCCUGGGAUGAAUCGGUGUAAUGUAAACGAGGAUGAAACAACAGAAAAGACGAAAGCUCUAAUUCCACAGUACCAAGUUUCUGCCCCUGAGAGUCAAAGUAAUCUGCCUAGAAAUCCUGGUUUAAUGGAAGGAGUGGCAUUGACUAAGCCUCUGAACCCUGACCAAAACCUUGAAAAUUUUGGUUUGCCUGGCAUGCCUAGUAGUGGAAAGAAAAAAAAUGGAGCAAAAGAAUUGCCAAAUGCAACUAAUAAGGAUGGUUCCAUUCAGUUUCCAAACUCCAUGAAGAAAACCGUGCAGGCAUCAGUGAAGAGUAGAAGCUUGAAUGAUGUGAAUCAGUCUCCACUGCCAAGUGAACCUGAUUUGCAGCAGCUAAGCAAGUCCAGUGACAUGACUGUGGAGAAACGGAAACACAAGUACAGGGAGAAGCAUAGAGAUUUAGAGCCCUCUACUAGGGGAGGUGACAUCAAGAAUUUAAAGAUAAAGAGCAGAAGAGACUCCGUUCCAGAUUCUUCUCGAGCUUCCAAGAAAAUCAAGACUGAAGUUAAACAUAUUAAUGAUGAAGGAUGGACAUCAGACUACAAUUGGGCAGUUGGGGAGGUAGGUCCUAGCUCAAGUGGUGCUGCAGCAGGGAAAGAUCAAAUUAAGAAUAGGUCACAUGCUGCUUCUAUUACAAAAACAAAGGAUGAAGUUUUCUUAAAAAGUCGAUCCUUAGAUGUGGGAAACUGUGAUUCUAGAGGUAGAUCAAAAAAGAGAAAAGUGAAGGAAUCCUCUGACAUGGGUUCCCUUCCAGCUACAGGGUGUUAUGUUGAGGAUCAUUCAGUUGCUGUGAAGGAGGAGUUUAGUGAGAACGACCGCAGGAAAGAAAAGAAGGCAAGGACUUCUAAAUCUGAUGGAAAAGAGUCUAGUGCAAGCAAAGGAAGUGGUAGAACAGACAAAAAGAGCAGCCAUACAAAGAACCAACAACAUAGAAAAGAUAUUGGCAGCAGUUUAACUCACCGGAGUAGGAAUGGUAUGGAUUCCUUGAAAAAAGAUUUGGGAUCUGUACAGGUUCCUAUGGCUGCAACUUCAAGCUCCUCCAAAAUCUCUGGUUCCCAGAAAACCAAAUCCAGCUUUCAGGAAGUUAAAGGUUCACCCGUAGAAUCCGUCUCAUCUUCACCUAUGAGAAUCUUGAAUCCCGAUAAGCUUACAUCAGUAGGCAGGGACCUCAUUGGAAAGGAUGAGUCACAAAAUGCUGGUCAUUUUGCCAUAGGUAGCCCAAGAAGAUGCUCAGAUGGCGAAGAUGAUGGUGCGAGCGAUCGAUCUGCUACAGCGAGGAAGGACAAAGUUUCCACCGUGGCUUAUCAUGGGUCUCAUGAGUCUUCUGUGCUUGAUUUCCAGGACAGAGAUUCUAAUCACAUAUCUGGUGGUAAAGGUAGAGGGCAGGUUGCCCCAUCGCCGGAUAUCACAAAUGGUCUUUCUAUGAAUGGUGCUUUGGGUAAUUCAGGUCAAGAUACUGGGUGUCCUAAACCUUUGGCUUCUAAUCAAUUUGGUGGUGAAUACAGAGAGAAUGGAAAGCAUUAUAACUCUAAUGGAUCUCACCCAAGAAAGUCAGGGAAGGGAUACUCUUCUUCAUGGUUAAAGGACAAGAAUGGGAGCUUUGAAUCUGAUUUGGACAUUGGUGAGGCCAAGAAUUCUAAAGUUCUCAGUGAACAGAAGGAUCAUUCACCCUCCCAUGGAAUAAAACCCGGGGAUGGUAAAAACAAGUGUGGGUCUAAAUCUGGUCAAACUGAGAACAAAUAUGUCAGCAAGAAAGAUGUUACUGGAAAAUCUUCCUUUGAGAGCAGUAAAAGGGAAGGUCAGUCGAAUUUCGGGGGGCAUGAUGGCCCAGAUGUUAAGCCAGAAAUCAUUUGCAAAAAAGAUGCAAUUUCUACUCCCAAGCAGAAUUCGCUGCAAGAUUGUGAUGGUGAAAGGUUCUCAAAGAUUCCUUCCGGAAAAACUGAACGAGUGGAUGCAGGCUCAGUUAGGGGGAAGUCACUACCCUUGCCAACCUCUGGUGGGGCUCAAAAUGAGACCACAACCCGUUGUCCUCGACCAGCUGUGGGUUCUCAAAAAGGUAAUGGAGCAGAUAGCUCACAAGUUGAUGCCUCUGAAGGUAAUGAUGCUCUGAAGCAAAUACAAACCAGAAAGGUUGAUAAUCAGAAUGGAACUCAGCAUAUCAGUUCAAGGCAUCUUUUACAGAAUGGGCACAGUGCCAGGGAUAUUGAUGCCCCUAGUCCAGUUAGAAGGGACUCCAGCAGCCAGGCUGUUACUAGUGCUCUGAAAGAAGCUAAGGAUCUAAAGCAUCUUGCUGAUCGCGUCAAGAACACCGGGUCAACUUCCGAAAGUACGGGGUUUUACUUCCAAGCGGCUGUCAAAUUUCUUCAUGCUGCCUCUUUGUUGGAGAAUAUUGAUAGUGCCAAGCAUAAUGACAUGACUCAGUGCAUGCAAAUGUAUAGUAGCACCGCAAAACUAUGCAAGUUUUGUGCUCAUGAAUAUGAGAAAGCCAAGGAUAUGGCUGCUGCUGCUUUGGCCUACAAAUGCAUGGAGGUGGCUUAUAUGAGGGCGGUAUACUGCUCACAUGCCAGUGCAAGCAGAGAUCGUUUUGAGUUGCAAAGAGCUUUACAAUUGGUUCCUCCUGGUGAAUCUCCUUCUUCCUCUGCCUCUGAUGUUGAUAACCUAAAUAACCCCUCAACGGUUGACAAGGUUGCCUUACCCAAGGGCGUUAGCUCUCCCCAAGUUGCUGGAAACCAUGUUAUUGCUGCCCGAAACCGUCCCAAUUUCCUCCGGAUACUCAAUUUUACUCAGGAUGUAAAUUUUGCAAUGGAAGCGUCGAGGAAAUCGCGGCUUGCAUUUGCAGCUGCUAAUACAAACACGGGAGAUGCUAAGCGUUCAGAAGGUAUUUCUGCCAUUAAAAGGGCUCUUGACUUUCACUUCCAAGACGUAGAAGGAUUGCUACAUUUGGUACGGCUCGCAAUGGAUGCUAUCAGCCGGUAAAAGAGGCAAGUAGUUUUGGGAUGAUUCAACCCUCGAAGGUUUAUCUAUUGGUGAAUCCUUGGUCUCAUGCCUUAAGAAGGGAGGAAAAAGAGGCUGUCCUUGAUACUUCUGCUGAACUGCUUGGAACUUUUGUUGAGGAACUGGUUGUUUCUCUUCUUGUUUCAAGUAGAUGACUCCUAGUCAUUUUAUUUUGUGGUCCUGAAUCUGCUUGCAAGCGCUGACAGAGACCAAACAGGUUAUUCAGAUCUCAAUUAUUUAUUUUGAGGUAUUGUGAACCAUCGUCAAGUACAGCUCUGCUGAAAAGGUUCUGAGCAGCUUCUGAAGGUGGAUUUACUUCAUCAAGAAUGUGAGGAGAGAUAUAAUAGUUGUAUAUAAGGACGAGAAAACGAGUUCUAAAAUCAAUAGGGGAUUUAUUUCGAGUCUCAAAACCAGAACUUACAGCUUUGGGGAUCCUUUAUUGUUCAGACUGUUAACUUAUCUUGAUAAUCCGUUAUCUUGAACUGUGUGGAGAAGACUCUGGCAGCUGCCAGUAUGUGCGCAAACUGUCUGAUCUGAUUCAACAGAUUGAGACCAUAUCAACACUGUAGAAAAUGGUGAAAACAAUGGAAACCGUAGGUUGUCUUCACCUUUGUUGUAGUUAGGAUAUCCUCUUUUGCGUUAAUAGACACGAAAUCAGAAAAAGAAAAAAAAUACAUUAUCAGCGAAUUAUUGUCACGGUCAUGCAUGUUAGCUCCAACCUGCUGCGCUUGCCUGAGUUUCUUUCCUCAAAGUGGCUACAAUGUAUAUAUACAAAUUAUUGAAGAAUCUGCACGUGUUUCCGUCUGUAAAGAGAAGGGGAUCGGUUGGAUAUUAUUAGGUCGGUCCUUGAGAUCUAACAGGUUGAGCAGCGGGCGGGGGCGGUUCUCUAUCUAGUAGACAACUGAGUUCGAUGUGAUAUUCUUGUUUCGAGUUUUGCCGGAUGUGGGUAGUGCAUAGUUUCCGAAUAGCUAGUCACUAAACGAUUGUUUAGGUUUACACAAUAAGGUUUAGAAUUACUUCAAUAGUUGAUUACCCGUAGCGACAGCGAUAGUAAUUAUCCGGGUUUUGUCAAUAAAGCUUUGAGUUUGAAGGAAUGACAUUCAUGGCAGAAGCUGGAAGUGGAUACCUGUGUUACAACCGUUUUCAAAUAUUCGACUACUGAAUGCUGCUCAAAAUGUCGCCGGGAGCACCGAGCCUUUGAGAUUGGCAUAAUUUCUCACUUUGAUCUCUGAGAUUUAAAAUCAAUAGAAUUGGUCUCUUUUGUCUAUUGUUUAUGACAGAUUUGAGUUUUAUUGGUUUUCUAAAAAGACCACGUUUGUUACCAAAUUGCCCUUGAACACCGCCAUGCCACACCCGCCAUUUCGAGAGUUUGGAUCUGAUUUGAGUCAUCGGGUUCUCUUGGAGGCUUUGCGUCGAUGGGACUUCCAAAUAUCGCAGAUUUGAUUGCACGAGGAGCCGUUGGCAAUGCUCCGGGGAUGGAUGAACAUUUGAAGGGUGUUAGGGUUUAUGUUGUGUAGAGAGAGAGGUUAUAUAAAAAAUUCAAGUAAUGUGUA
Molecule: messenger RNA, 6635 nt
Organism: Malus domestica (apple)
Lineage: Eukaryota; Viridiplantae; Streptophyta; Magnoliopsida; Rosales; Rosaceae
Product: cysteine-tryptophan domain-containing zinc finger protein 3-like
Molecular function (GO): zinc ion binding
Source: RefSeq, a predicted model, not a curated record